AUGGAAUUUGUCGUUUCAGAUCCAGAAGAUGGAGCCCCCGUCAUUAUAGAACAUCCGCUAGAUGUUAUAGUCUCAAAGGGCUCUCCAGCUACAUUGAAUUGUGCUGCUAAACCUCCAGGAGCCCAGAUCACUUGGUAUAAGGAUGGCCAACCAGUCACUACGAACAAAGACCAAGUGAAUAGGAAAAACGGAAAAGAUGGUGAUUCGGGCUCGUAUCACUGCGUUGCACGAAAUGAGCACGGCGAAGCUCAGUCCCGAGAGGGUACACUGAAAAUUGCUAUGCUUAGGGAUGACUUUCGGACGCGACCUCGAACAGUUCAGUUGUCGGAGAUCCCUCGGAUGACGCUUCAUCCGGAUGGAAAUCUCAUCAUCGAGCCGGUAGAACAUGGUGAUUCUGGGACAUAUCAGUGUGUAGCAACGAAUAUGGACGUUACCGUUGAUGUCGGCUCAUCUGUACUUUUUGACUGCCGCGUAUCGGGUGAACCGCAACCUCAAAUUAGUUGGAAGAAGAAAAAUGAUCAAAUGCCAGUUGCUAGAGCCUAUAUAGCAAAGGAUAACAGGGGUUUGCGAAUUGAUAGGUUAGUUCGUAACUUCGCAUUCUGGUCAAAUUGAAU
Strongylus vulgaris is the source of this 614-nucleotide messenger RNA. Lineage: Eukaryota; Metazoa; Nematoda; Chromadorea; Rhabditida; Strongylidae. The record is from the annotation of a GenBank genome assembly.